This is a messenger RNA of Dentiscutata erythropus, 870 nucleotides long. NCBI's taxonomy places the organism in Eukaryota, Fungi, Glomeromycota, Glomeromycetes, Diversisporales, Gigasporaceae. The record is from the annotation of a GenBank genome assembly.
AUGAUUAAUACCGAACAAAUUCAAGAACUUAAUAAAAUCAUCGAAGAAAUUGCAGAACUUUAUCGACAAAAGAUAAAAUACAUAGUCGAUCAAACAUCUGAAUCAGAGGAACCCUUGUGGAAAUUAGAAGACCUUUUAGAAUUACGCAAAAUUAAGGACCAAUACAAUUUACUUUUUCGAAUUCGAGACAACUGCUAUCAAAUUUUAAUUUUGAGUAAAAAGAUAUCACCCACUGAAUCCCUUAUUACUUACGUUACAAAACGAUUGGAGCAAUUAGCUUCUAGUACACCAGAAGAUUUCUCGCAAACUAUCUUUACACCACAACCACUUUCCGUCGUGACGUCACCACAAGACUCUACAACGCAGUCCCCAAAGGCUGACGAGCCUGAUAAAAUUUCAUCCCCAGCUACUGCAAAAGCUAAAUCAACAACUAAAUCCCCUACAAUUCCAAAGCACACCCGACCAGGAACAAAAUCUAAACCUUUUUCUACUGUUGUAGACUUGCUAGAAGAAAUAGAUAUUCAAGAUACUGCUAUAGAAACUGAAUCAAGUACUUCAAAAGAAAAAUCAGAAGUAUCAUCAGUUGAAACAAAUUUAUUAGCUCCUCCCAAAUCACACUAUCCUUCUAGUCAACCUAACCCAGUAAUAGCUGAAGGAUCUAGUUCUAGUACUUGGUCUGAAAAGACAUCCCACUUGCAACAAAGGAUAAGGCAAGGAGAAUACUUUGGUCAACCUAAAUCAACUACUACAUCUAAUUAUUCGGACAAUUCUUUCGCCAGAGAACCACAACGAUUAAGAACUCGAAAACAAUCAACACUCAAAUUUAACCCCUCUAAACAAAAGCGUAAACAAAAAGAGGAAGUCGAACCA